GGAAGUGGCGCGCACAUGCUUGAUAGGAUGUAGAGCAGAAGAAGAGCUGUGACCUCUGGAGCCAGUGGAGGCUUCCUGUGAUCCUGAAACAGAAUGUCUCAGAGGAGAUAACCACCCCAGUGAAUUCCAACACCUGUCAAAAUGCCGUUUUCGGACUUCCUGGCGGCCCUGAAGGACAACCCUUACUUUGGGGCAGGAUUCGGUCUGGUUGGUGUGGGCACAGCCUUGGCAUUGGCCCGUAAGAGUGCCCAGCUAGGAAUGGUGGCCUUCAGAAGACAUUACAUGAUUACGCUGGAGGUCCCCAGUAAAGACAAGAGCUACCAAUGGCUGCUCAGCUGGAUCUCCCAUCACGCCAAACGUACUCAGCAUCUGAGCGUAGAGACGUCGUAUCUGCAGCACGAGAGCGGCCGGAUCAGCACGAAGUUUGACUUUGUGCCCAGUCCUGGAAAUCACUUUAUUUGGUAUCGAAACAAGUGGAUUCGAAUAGAGAGAAAUCGUGAGAAACAGAUGAUUGACCUACACACUGGAACCCCCUGGGAGUCUGUCACUUUCACUGCAGUUGGGACCAAUCGUGACAUUUUCUUCAACAUUUUGCAAGAAGCUCGAGAACUUGCUCUGCGUCAGCAAGAGGGGAAGACGAUCAUGUACACUGCUCUGGGUGCUGAAUGGCGACCAUUUGGUUUUCCAAGACGCAGACGACCCCUGACCUCUGUGGUGCUAGAAGAAGGGAUUUCAGAUAAGAUUGUUCAGGAUGUGAAAGGAUUUAUCGACAAUCCCAAGUGGUACAGUGACCGAGGAAUCCCGUAUAGAAGAGGAUACCUGCUCUAUGGGCCGCCUGAUGUGGGAAGAGUAGCUUCAUUACAGCCUGGCCGGAGAGCUGAGUACAGCAUCUGUCUAAUGAGCCUGAGUGACAACAGCCUCUCCGACGACCGGCUCAACCACCUCCUGAGCGUCGCUCCGCAGCAGAGCAUCACUCUAGAGGACGUGGAUGCUGCUUUUGUGAGUCGAGACCUGGCCAAAGAGAAUCCCACCGCAUAUCAAGGAUUUGGCCGCUUAACCUUCAGCGGUCUGUUAAACGCUCUGGACGGCGUGGCAUCCACUGAAGCGCGCAUUGUGUUCAUGACAACCAAUCACAUUGACAGGUUGGACCCCGCGUUGAUCCGUCCAGGCCGCGUUGAAGUCAAGCAGUUCAUAGGACACUGCUCCCGGGGGCAGCUCGCCCAGAUGUUUCAGAGGUUUUACCGGACCAGCCCGGUUCUGCAGCAGAGGAAGUUUGCGGACGUGGCCCUCGAUGCCUUUGAGAAGAUCAGUGCAGCCCCAGUUCAGGGUCAUUUUAUGAUGCACAAAAACGACCAGGCAGCCAUUAAGAACAUUCACUCUCUGGCUGCAUAACAAACCCAUAGAGCGAUAUUUUAAAAGGGGCCGUCCAGUUUUACGUAAAUAGACAUAAUAUCAUAUGAGUCCUCGCCGCACUCUAAGCUACUUGAUCUGCAAAGAUGGAUCCGCAUCCGAU
Molecule: messenger RNA, 1513 nt
Organism: Bufo bufo (common toad)
Lineage: Eukaryota; Metazoa; Chordata; Amphibia; Anura; Bufonidae
Gene: BCS1L
Product: mitochondrial chaperone BCS1
Biological process (GO): protein insertion into mitochondrial inner membrane from matrix; mitochondrial respiratory chain complex III assembly
Cellular component (GO): mitochondrial inner membrane
Molecular function (GO): ATP hydrolysis activity; ATP binding
Source: RefSeq, a predicted model, not a curated record